UUAGGGCCUCCUGUCUUCGGUGUCUCGUUGGCCGGGUUUCGGGUCUGUUCUCGCCACGUGGCCAUUUCGUCGCCCGAGGGGUGCUUACCCCCUUUUGCCGUCGGGUAGUAGCGACCCGACGUGGCGCUGGGGAGACGGCCCGAGCCGGUCUGAGAGCACCCGCGCGUGCAGCUUGGCAGCCUGGCGACCCGGCGCUCUCCCCUGCUCCCGGCCUGCCGGGGGGCCACCGACUCCCCUCCGACCGAGCGUGGUCUCCGAGGGCAUGUGGUCCGGGCCAAGCGUUUUCGGUUCUCGGAGGAGCCGGGCCUGGGAGCUGAGGGGGCCGUGCUGGAGGUCCGCGUCCCGCAGGUCCUGCAUCUUCAAUAUGGAAUGUAUGUUUGGCCCUGUGCUGUGGUCCUGGCCCAGUACCUGUGGUUUCACAGAGGAUCUCUGCCAGGAAAGGCUGUCUUAGAGAUUGGAGCUGGAGUGAGCCUUCCAGGAAUUAUGGCUGCAAAAUGCGGUGCUGAAGUAACACUGUCAGACAGUUCAGAGCUGCCUCACUGUCUAGAGAUCUGUCGGCAAAGCUGCCAAAUGAAUAACCUGCCUCAGGUGCAUGUUGUGGGACUCACAUGGGGUCAUGUAUCUCGGGAUCUUCUGGCUCUACCACCGCAAGACAUUAUUCUUGCAUCCGAUGUGUUCUUUGAACCAGAAGACUUUGAAGACAUUUUAACUACAGUUUACUUUUUGAUGCAGAAGAACCCCAAGGUCCAAUUGUGGUCUACUUACCAGGUAAGAAGUGCUGACUGGUCACUUGAAGCUUUGCUCUACAAGUGGGACAUGAAAUGUGUCCACAUUCCUCUGGAGUCUUUUGGUGCAGACAAAGAAGAUAUAGCAGAAUCUGCCCUUCCAGGAAGACAUACUGUUGAAAUGCUGGUCAUUUCCUUUGCAAAGGACAGUCUCUGAAUUAUACCUAAAAGCUGUUUUGGGACAAUGUCAAUACUGAUUAGCAACCUGGCAAGCCAACUGUGUGACUCAGACCACUUCAGCUUGAGUACAGUGGAUCUGAAGAUGGUCAGAUCGGUUGACUUUAGAUUGUGAUGGGUCACAUAACCAUUAAAACAAAAAUUAAAACUCCUAUAAGAA
Messenger RNA from Aethalodelphis obliquidens (Pacific white-sided dolphin), 1122 nucleotides. RefSeq names its product methyltransferase 23, arginine (gene METTL23). The record is from RefSeq and is a predicted model, not a curated record. Bases 370 to 942 code for a protein of 190 amino acids. Gene Ontology annotation, cellular component: cytoplasm; nucleus. The transcript has 5 exons. NCBI's taxonomy places the organism in Eukaryota, Metazoa, Chordata, Mammalia, Artiodactyla, Delphinidae.